UUGUGGAUCCUCAAGUCCCACUAGACAAAGUUAGUGAGUUAACACAACAUGCUGUCUCCCUGAGGGAUCAAAGAAAACGUCCUUCUGCCAAGGCUGCAAAAUAGCUCAAGUUCAGAGAUCAAGGUAUUUUUACUAUUGAUAUGCUCGAAUCGGAAGAGUUCCAGAAGCAUUACGAAGACGGCCUUUUCACACCUGCUGAUAUGAUAGCAAUCAUGAUGGAGCUUCUGAUAAUAGCCCCUCUCACCAUCCCACUACUUGGUCGAGUUGAUUGCUCUUUCUCUCAAGUGGAGUUUCUCAUGCCCAGUCUCCUCAGAUCUGUUCCACCCUCUGAGCUAGAGGACCAUCGUGUAUUCACUUCCUCAGCUGAUCCUCUUCUCAUCCGAUUUGUCAGUGGCUGUAUUCGAUGUGGGGUCUUCUGUUGUCUAGUGGUGUUCCUCAUGAAGAAGUGUGGGUGGAUAGUGUGUCUUCCUUCUGGAAAGCCGGUUCUUUUAGCUAGGAACUGUGUCAAGUUUCGGUUACCCGAUUCUCCUGGUAGCGUUACACUGAUUGAUUCCUUCUCUUAUAUGGAGGUCCAUGUCAAAGCCCGACCACAUGUGCUUCUGACCGUGUGUCCUCUAGUUAGAGCCAGUGUCCUUGAAGGUGUAGAUGCUGCUUCUGAUGCACUUCACUACAACAACGACAAGCCAGUCAUUAGCAUCUUCUGCCCUCACGAAGGAGCAACACAACAAGGCAAACGCCAUUUUGCUGAUAUCCACUUAUCGACAAAACUGUGGUGCUGUUCUGAAGAUUUUGAUCUAGAUGGGGAUCUCAAGACGAGUCAUACUGUUUGGUUAGGUACGGCAAUUAUUCCUGCGGAAGGUGCGUUAUCCUCUGUUACGGGAGACAUGUCUACAAAGAUGACAUUGAGUGAUGAGCAGCAACAAUCUGGUGAAGCCUCCUCAGAGGUGAACACUGAAAGAAAGAGACAUCAGCUGCAAUACUCCGGUCCAUCGUCCCCUGUAAUGGAAACUGUGUGUAGAAUGAGUGAUCAAUAUACCAUUUCUCCUCAAAUUCUUCUAUUAGGAAAACCAUCGUCUGCUACGGGAGGUACUGGUAGGAAGACUGAGAGAAAGAGUGAUCAGCAGCAAUACUCUAUCAAUCAAUGUGGGACUCUGGCCAAUGUUGUUAGUAGCACUGGAUCUGGAAUGAGUGAUCAACAGCCUUGUUUGAGUAAUUCUGUAAUGGAAGAUGUGUGCUUGAAGACGGAAGUACAUGAUCAUGAUCAGUGCAUUACUUCUGACAACUUGUCUCCUGCAAUGGAACAUGUGGUCAAUACAACGAGUGAUCCACAUCAACAUACCAGUGAAUUGUCCUCUGUUACAGUAAUGGAAGAUGUGUGUAAGAAGACUGGAGUGAGAGACCAACAACUCAAUCAAGAAAUCCCUGAGAGUGACAUCGUUCUAAUCGCGGAGAAAUUUCCUCACCUGCUGAACGUACACAAGGCUUUGACAAUCAACGAUCUACAACAUGUUUACGAGAAACUACAUGAAAGUGCCAGCCCUUACUGGUUCAAUCUGGGAUUGGCUCUAGGUCUAACUCAUCCUGUUCUCACCAACAUCAAUAGCGAGCAUCGUGGAAAUAAUGUAUCGUGCUUGCGUGAAAUGUUGGCCAAGCUCCUGAGUACACAACAUGUAACAUGGAGUCUCCUGUCAGAUGGUCUCAAAAAGCCCACAGUGAAGCUCAUCAAUUUGGCUGACAGUAUCACAGUCAAUCAAUCCAACCUGCUGGAUGGACUCAACCUCACCCCAGCCGACCUCGGUGAUGUAACUGAUGUCACACGUCGUUAUGGCAAUCAAGCUGGAGUGGCUCAUGCAUUGAGAGCGUGGCAAAGAGUGAAUCCUUCCAGAGCUACCUUCAGGGCCUUGGUGGAAAUUGCCAUAAGACUGAGAAGAGGAGACACUGCUACAGACAUUUGUAGAUUCAUUGUAGACAAUACAGACCGAAACUGAAACUGAUAAAUAACUGUUCUUUACUUUGAUGUUGUUUGUGUCUCUGUAAUUAUAAUGUGUGAGCUUAUUAUUGAUGCUGUGCUUUUUUCAAUACAUUGUUGUGGUAGAAUGUGAAAA
Halichondria panicea is the source of this 2105-nucleotide messenger RNA. RefSeq lists its product as uncharacterized. NCBI's taxonomy places the organism in Eukaryota, Metazoa, Porifera, Demospongiae, Suberitida, Halichondriidae. The coding region runs from base 141 to 1988 and encodes 615 amino acids. The record is from RefSeq and is a predicted model, not a curated record. The transcript has 11 exons.